This is a messenger RNA of Hydra vulgaris (swiftwater hydra), 1416 nucleotides long. RefSeq names its product interaptin. NCBI's taxonomy places the organism in Eukaryota, Metazoa, Cnidaria, Hydrozoa, Anthoathecata, Hydridae. The record is from RefSeq and is a predicted model, not a curated record.
CAUUGAAUACAAAUCGACUUUUCUUAUGUAGUUAGGUUCCAUAUAAAAUAAUAUACUUAAUGGAUCGUUUUAAAACAAAAUUCGAAGCUGAAAAAUGGCUUCAUGAAUUGUCUGACGAAGAUUAUUUAUUUUUGGUUAACCUUAGUUUUAAAAUUUUUUACCAAAGUUUUAAUUUAGAAAAUGAUGAUAAAUUUGCAGAAUUUAAAAAUAAAAAAGAACAGGAAAUUGCAUUAAUCAAGUCAAAAAAUGAAAAUGAAAAGAAAUCUCUUCAAGAGACCUUUAUAAAUGACAUCUACCAUAAAAAAAAACAAAUUGAAAAUUUGCAAUCACAGCUAAAUGAAAAGCAAUCAGAAUUAUCAAAGUUAAAAAACGAAACGAAAGAAGAAAAAAAUGAAUUCGAAAAAAAAAUUCAAAAUUUAAAAAAAAUUAAUCAAGAUUUGGAGGAUAAACAAAAGGAAAUAGUGAAUACUAAAUUUAACAAAAAAAAAGAAAUAUGGGAAAAAGACUUGCAGCUACAAAAAAUAAAUGAAAAUAAUGACAAGCAACUUUUAAAUGCUACCAUUACUGAAAAAGACAACACAAUUGGUUCACUUCAAGAAGUAAACAAACAAUUUAUUGAUAAAAUUGAAAAGCAUUUGAUGCGAGUAGAAAAAUCAGUCAAGCUGGGUAAUGAUGGGGAGAAUUUUUUUCAAAAUCUAUUGAGUGGUGACAGUUUCAUUAAUUAUCGGAGAGUUUCUCACCAAAAACAUAAAGGAGAUUUUGUUGUAAAAAUCCGAAACAGUAAUUUUUAUGGAAUGCUUGAAGUCAAGAAUUUAAAAGAGCAUACUUCAGUUUCCAAAGAAGAAAGAGAUAAAUUUAUCAAAGACCUGGAUGAUAACCAUAACUACAGCUAUGCUAUGCUUGUUUCUUUAAAUGGAGGAUUUCCGGAAAGUUGUGAAGAGUUAAAGAUUUUUUCCACUUCAAAAGAUAAAUUGUACUGCUACAUUGGAUAUUUUGCUAAAAAGGAUAUUCCAGAUUUGUUUCUUAAGACUGCUUGGCUUGCUCUAGAUGUUGCCAUGGAAAAAAUUGGUGCUCAAGGGUCUGACAAACAAGAGUUUAUUAAGUUACUCGAAACGGCAGUUAAAAAUUGUCAAAAUAACAUGAAUACUGCUGCUAGUUUGGAAAAACAAGCAAAAAAAAUCUUUGAUACAAGUCAUAAAUUUCAUAAUGAUAUCAAAAAGCAAUAUGAAAACAUUUUUAAAAAGUUUAAUCAGCUUAAAAGCAAUCAAUGUUUUUCUGGAGUUUCUACUGAUGGUAAAGAUAAUGUUGCACUUCAUCCAAUUUUUAAGAAGCAACGGGUUGAGACGAGUAAUGAGUGAAGCACCUAAAUAUUUAAAAAACAAACAACGUUUACAUACGCGCGCGCAUAUAUAUAUA